AUGCCAAAAACCAGACAUCAAGAUUUAAAUCUACCAAAAUUACCAACUACUGGUGGGGGUAAUAAAAACUACCGGUCUUUAUUAUCACCUACUUCAAAUACUAUAACUGAUGCCGGGAUCAUGAAAUCAGAUCAGUUUACUAGAAAAAAUUUAAAAUCAAUUGUACAUAUAAUCACUCAAGAGUUGAAGAAAAGAGGUACCAAAACCCCUCAUAUUUUUCUACCUUUUAGAUCCAAAAUAAAUGAUGAAAAAUUGGAAUUAUUCUUAUCUUCAAUUGCUCCAAAAGGUGAAUUGAAAAAUAACGAUGAAAAUUAUUUAUACCAUAUAUGUUCUAAAACUGAUGAAUUUACUUUAAUUUGUGGUUUAAAAUUUUUCUGGUCAAGAUUACCACAUAAUGAAGUUAUCGGCUGGGAUAUUUAUCUUGAAUUUAAACGUCGUGAAAAGGAAAAAGGAUAUCCUAAGAAUGCAUUUUUAACAAUAAUGCCAAAAUGUUUAUCAUCUCCUGCUCAUGCAUCAAUUGUUUAUGAUUUCUUGGAUUUAAUUUUAAGCGUAACUUCAAAUUCUCAAUUUAAUUAUUUAAGUGGAAGAAAAAUCAGUAAAAUGGCAAGUGUUUGGGCAUUUAGUUGCAAAAAACAAAUUUUAAAUACUCCAUUUUAUGAUGCCACUGAAGAACAUCCAGAAACCAAUUUCAUUGAAGGAGUUGACUCUUGGAAAAAAUCAACCAAUGCGUUAUUUCAUUUGGUAUUGGCAUUUUUAAGAUCAAUGUUACCUGAAACAAAUACUGAAACAUUAAAGAUUCCUAAAACUUUACAAUCUUUAUUGGUUACCACUCAAUAUCCUCCUUCAAGUGAACAUGAAUCAGACAGAGGUUUAUUAAGAAAUUUCAUUACUAUUCCUUGUGUUUGUGUUUCUACAACCCAACCUUCUAAUAAUCCAUAUGAAUUGAUCAGUAAAGUUAGACACAGUUUAAAGUUUGAUAAAAAAGAUGAUUUCUUAUCAAUUGAAAACUACACCAUAUUGAAAAAUUUAUUCACUAAAAAAGGAACAUAUGAAAUUGUCAAUUCAUUAACUGAUGAAUCCAAACGAAUACUAUCUAGAAUUUCCGCAGAACCAAUCACAUCCAAAUAUAAUUUGAUACCUGGAUGGGAUGCAUCAAAAAUUGAGGUUGAUUCUGAUAUUCCACUAUUUUCUGAGAUCACUAUCAAAGAUGUAGCAAUUCAAGAUUAUUAUAUUUGGACUUGGUUAUCUACUUUAAGUAGUGAUCAACCUUCAAUAUCUAAACAAAUUUUUGGACGUUCAAUAGUUGUUGAAGCAGAAGUUUUAGGAUUUCAAAAAUGGAUUGUAAUUACUGAAAAAACAUUGAGUUCAGAAGGAUACUUGCAAAGAUUUAAUUUAGAUAGAAGAAUGUUAAGCAAGCAACAUAGAAGACAAAUAUCUAUGGAAGAAUAUAAAGAUGUCCCAUUGCCACCACUACCUUCAAAGACCAUGGAAAUUCCUGUACCCAAAAACAACAACAUCAAACCCACUACCAAUACACAUAGUUCAACGGGAUCUUCAUCCUCUGAAUCAGAGAAAAAUUCAUUUCAGUCCAAAGAAACAGGGUAUAAUAAACAUAAUCUGGAUGAUACUACUGCAACAUCUUCUAGAAAUUCUCCAACACCACCACCGCCACCGCCACCAAAAGUUGAUAGAGAAUCCGAGUUGUUUGAUAAGCUGUUUAGUGAUGAAUUUAGUUAUAUUUACCCAUCAUCAGUAACAUCAGAUCUCAUACGUGAACAUGAUGAACAUAUCAAUAAUCAACAGCAAAGAAAUCAAGUGCCACAUGAAGAUGAUAAUUUUAUAUCUUCAAGGGAGUUACAUUCUGCUGUAUCAAGAUUCACUAAAUUAACGACAGCCGAUGUUAUUCCAACAAGACAUAAUCCUGUUUCUAGAAAGGCUCCACCUUCAUUAGAUCCAUAUACAAGUACACCAAGAUCAUUGGAUCUGAUUUCAAAUAACAGACAAUCAGGAACACCAGAUAAUACAUUCUCACCAUCUAAAAGUGAUAAUAAUACUAUUGAUACAUUGAAAGAAGAUAAAUAUUAUGAACCAUUUGAUGUUUACCAUCCUGAAUUAGAAGAAGAAAAACCUGGAAAUACAUCACUUGAACCGUUUGAUAAUUAUUAUGUUCCAUUUGAAUCUCCAUCGGUUGGAAAAUUACAACCUCCACAAACCACUAGUCCAGUACAACGUAGACUUCCACCUUUAGAUGCUGCUGGUAAUUCUGGUGAAGACACUAUAGUCCAACAUGAUCAUGGCCACGAUAGUGAAGAAGCAGAAGAAGAUGAGGAUGACGAAGAAGAAGAGAAAGAGGAGGAAGACGAUUAUAAUGAAACCGAUGAAGAAGAAAUCAGACUUCGAAAGGAAGAAAAGAAACGUAGACACAAGGAAAAGAAGAAGAAAUUAGCUAAACAAGCUGAAGCGGCACAAUUAGCAGCAGCACAAGCAGCUGGAUUUCCAUUUGCUAUUUUACCUUCUAAUGUUCCACCACCACCUAUGCCAGGUGCACCUAUAUCACCCACUAAAAAGAAAAAUAGAGAUCCUUCAUCAUCACCAAAGAAGAACAAGAACAACCAGGAAAAGGAGGAAGAUGGUUCAUCUACAUCAUCAUCUACAGAACAGAAAACUCCAAAGAAGAAAUCACCAAAGAAAAUCAAGAGAACACCAGUUGAUCAAAGCAAGCCAUUGCCAACACCAGGAGAUGGUCAAUUUGAAAGAGAUAAUGUUGAUGAACAAGCAAUUGAUCAUUCACCAAUGCCUGGAAGUGUUUCAGUACCUGAUCUUUCACCGCCAAAACCAAAUAUGAUUAUGAAUUCACCAAGUAUGGGAUUUGUCAGUUCUCCAAAAUUACCACCAUCAAAUAUACCAGGGUUACAUUCAGCUGAACUGUUGGUUGCACCUAAAGAGCAGUACAAUCUUUUUAUUUCUCAACAUCCACCAAAUAUGCCAAAUAGACCAGAUUCACCAGCACAUCCAUAUUUCAUGCAAGAUGAAAAACGCAGUAAAGAUCAUUUAAUACCACCUACAAUGAUGCUUAAUGACACUAAUAAGAUUUCUGAAACAAAUACUCCAAUUAAAAGUAACAAGAAACCACCAACUAAUGCUCCAACACCAACUGUUUUCAAUGCAACUCCACCAAUGGCACAUGCACAAUUAUCAACAGCUCCUGCUCCUGCUCCUACUCCCCAUCCUAAUCUUCAUCAGCAACCAAGUGGUUAUAAUCCAUCUCCAUCACCUAUGAUGAAACCAGGUUAUUAUAAUCAACAACCACCUGGUGCACCACAUCUGUAUCAUCCUCCACAUCCACAACAUUUCCAACCAGCACCACCUCAACCGCAAUAUAUGCCAAGACCGGCUCAUCCCCCUCAACAACAACAACAACCAUAUUCUCCACAACCAAUGGGAUAUGGAGGAUAUCAACAGCCAACACAUCCUUAUCAACCACAAUAUGCACCACAAAUGCAAUAUCAAUAUUAUCAACAACCACAAGCGCCAAUGAUGAUGAUGAUGCAAGGUCAGGGAGGAAAUAUGCCAAUGAUGAUGAAUGGAAAUUCACGAAUGAUGGGAGGAGGCGUAGGAGGACAAAUCCCACAUACUCAUAAGAGUGAUCAAAUGAUAAAUAUGGUACCUAUGGGAGCUAAACAUAAUAAGAAUCAAACUACAAAUAAAGCUAAUUUAAGAAACGCAUUUGUUCAAGGAAGUUUUGGUAUUUAA
Molecule: messenger RNA, 3753 nt
Organism: Candida tropicalis MYA-3404
Lineage: Eukaryota; Fungi; Ascomycota; Pichiomycetes; Serinales; Debaryomycetaceae
Gene: MSB1
Product: Msb1p
Exons: 1
Coding region: 1-3753 (1250 amino acids)
Cellular component (GO): cellular bud tip; cellular bud neck
Source: RefSeq, a predicted model, not a curated record